Molecule: messenger RNA, 4545 nt
Organism: Gigantopelta aegis
Lineage: Eukaryota; Metazoa; Mollusca; Gastropoda; Neomphalida; Peltospiridae
Product: ankyrin repeat and SOCS box protein 10-like
Exons: 6
Coding region: 244-1293 (349 amino acids)
Biological process (GO): intracellular signal transduction
Cellular component (GO): cytoplasm
Molecular function (GO): protein binding
Source: RefSeq, a predicted model, not a curated record
UGGUUUCGUUUCGCUGUCAGAUUGCUUGCUAAAUUCCAAAAUUGUGUCCUAAUUCCCAUACCAGUCCAUAACGCAUAAUUGAAUUAAUCUACCACUUUUAUAUUUUAUAAAAUUAAAAUACAGAGAUAGCGAAGUAAGUCUGUGCAGGUAAACUCUCACGUGAAUAUAUUUGUGAGAGAUUUUACAGUAUAUAUAUUUUUAAUUUUUACAGAUGUUUUAUCGAUUGUUUAUAAUAUUGGCAACAUGGCGUCAAUGAGAGAACUACAACAGGAAAUAAAGGAAGCUGGAUUGGAGAUAGAUUUCUGGAAAAAAAACAGACUAUCUAAUAAUCAACGGGACCUUCUUGAUGCUGUCCAGAGGAGAAAUACGGAGAAGGUUAAGCGUCUCGUUGGGAAGGGCACUGAUCCAAACUUCACGGAUGAGAAAGGAAAUUAUCCGAUCCAUAUCGCAGCAGGUCUGCCUCUACUAGGAGGUGCUCAGGAAAUACUGACAACUCUGUUGUAUUUUGGUGCUUCUGUCGAUGUUCGAGAUAGAUUUGGUCGAACUCCCUUGCACAUAGCAGCCAGUUUAACAUCUCAAAGAGUCCUAGUGCUGCUGGAAACUGGGUGUUCCAUUAAUGAACAAGAUGUUGCAGGUCGGACUGCCCUAAUGGAAGCGUGUAGCAGUGAAGGAAGUGACGCUCUCUCCGUGGUGCAGAUUCUACUUGAUAGGAACAUUAAUGCUAGUCUCAAGGAUCAAGACGGGCUAACAGCUCUUCAUUGUGCCUGUAAAAACUUGAAGCAAGAUCGAGUAGUACGUAAUGAAAUUAUCUGUAAACUGCUGUUUUCAGGGGUAUCGGCCAUCAUUACAGAUAAAAGCGGUAAAAUGCCUUUGUGUUAUGAGCUGGACAAAUUUGUACAUGUUCCAAGAAGAUAUUUCAAAGACAGUGAAUUCCUGGUGACUAGAACUCUCAUCCAGGCUGGUGCAAACUACAACAGCCGAAACCGACUACAUGAGACGUGGGCGCGAAGAGCCAUUGCCUACUCACAGCUGAACUUCUUGAAGGAGCUGUUUGCUAUCAUACAGCCAGUACUCGGCUUGAAGGCAGCAAAGCAGGUGUAUCACAUAUGGCAUUCAAGAGAAGACAAAGAUAACGAGAUACUGGCAGAACUGCAGACUUUAAUAACAAACCCUGUGUCACUGCAAUCUCUCUGUCGAAGUUUGUUGAGGGACGAGUUGAGGGGUAAACUCUUCGUUAAAGUGGACCAUUUACCAUUGCCACAGUGUCUGAAGAGUUAUAUUCUGGUUCAGUGAUGUUCGUAUAUGUUUAGCAAAAAAUAUAGUGUCCCAAUAGUUUUACUUUUAACAAAAUGGUGCUUUUGUUUAUGAAGCUUUAAAAUAUAGUUUUGACUAAAACUGGAAGGAUCUUCCAUCCGUGAAUGUUUGGAUAUUUUAUAAUUUUCGUCAUAUACCGGGUAUUUCAUUGUGAUAACAUUUGUAAUUUUGGAUGGGAUUUCAAUUUUUAUUUACUUGAUAUUCUUUUAUUUUUAUUUUGUCAACAUCUUGCUAUAACUCUUAUAUUUUGCUAUUUACAACUAUAUAACAAUUAUGGAAAUAUGCUAAUUAGUAAUACUGUAAUAAUUCUGACAAAAUUUACCGGUGUAGCAAUGCAUGCGUCUCCCUUGCCGAGUUUAACCCUAACUAUUGGGACCAACCCUUGGUUGUGGAAGGUGUUUUCCUCCCAUUUCAUUUGGUGCAUCACAAUUGAUAUUGCCCAUCUCGUGAACAUAUUGUAGUGUCGUAACAAUGUAGUACGCACCACCAGUGUUGUACUAGCUGUAAUUUUGUAAGUUUUAUCAAUCAAUCAAUCAAUAACCCUUUGACUCAUGCUUACAUCCACUGAAGGUUCAAGUACAACUGUCUUGGGCAAAUUCUCCAAGAUUUCCCCGGUGGAUGUAUCCAUGACAGAUUUGUAGGUUCUUUUUUCUUUGUGAUGAUAUAUAUGUAUUGGACAUACACAGUCUAGCCAGCUCCAAAGCGAUAAAAAGUUCAUUAAAUUUUUAGUUAAACACUAUAAAUGGAUACUGGAUUGCUCUAAGGUGGAACAUGUUGCUAAAUUUGCAAUUUACACUUUAUUAUUAUUUGACAGAUAAAUUAAUUAUUAUUAUUGUUGACAUUUGUAUUGUCACUCUUACAUCAGUAUAAUAAUUUAGUUUUUCAAAGUGGCCACUGUAGGCAGGGGCUUCCACCUCGUUACAAAAUGCUAACCCACCUUCUCAAAAAAUUUGAAUUUAUGGAUUUUCAGACAACCAUUCCAUUAUUUGAAGGCGGGUAAUAAAUACAAUACCACUCGAUUUUUGUUAGAUAUAAUUUUUAUGACACUUGUGAACUUUUCUUGUAUCUAACCACAUUUUCGUUUGGUCAGAUAACAGGAAAGUUAAGAUAGUUUUGUAAAAAUUAUAUCUUAAUGAAAACAAGUAGUAGUCUGUAUUUACAGGUCUAUAAAACUUUUUACUACUAGCUAGUAACAAGAAUUAUCUACGUUGUAGGUUUCUCAUCUAAUGUUUGAAAUUAUUGUUAUGACUUAUAAUAAUUGCUGGUAAAAUAGUAAAAAACAUGCCUUGUUCAAAUCAAGGUAACCCAAUCUUUCUUAGGCAUUUGUAACAGCAGGAACGUAGUGCAGAGUGCUUGCAUGAGCUGCCAAGGGUUGUAGGAUCAACUGUUCUCAGUCUCACUACUGGUACAUUGAAGGAUAUUAGUUUGUUUUGGUAAACACCACAAUAUUAUAAUCAGCUACUGGAUGUCAAACAUUUUUUGACAAUCCUAGAGAAAACAGGGGUUUUUUUCCAUUAGCAGCAAAGGAUUUUCUAUAUGCACAUUUCCAGAUAGGGCAGUCUUUAAUUUACUAGUCAUGGGGCAUUGGUUGAGACUGGGGGGAGGGGGGGGGGGGAAUAAAAGAUGUGGUAUGUACUAUCCUGUGUGGGAUUUUAUGCACAAAUCUGUUGCCUCCAUAUAUAAGUGACUCUCUUCUUCAGGAAAGUAUUUUUAGACUUCAAAACUCUGCUCAAUACUCGACAAUAGAUCCCAUGUAGUUUUAAUAGUAGCCAGUUCCGUAAACGAGGUUAGUUAUUUUUUUUUUUUUUACCAAAUGUUGAAAUAACUAAAUACUAGUUUUAAAAGAGUUUGUUUUGGAGCACAUUGACUAUUAAUUAUCAUUCUGACAUAGUCAUAAAGAGGAAAGCCCCAUAAUAUUUCCUAAUCCAGCAAGGGAUCUUUCAUAUGCACUUUCCCUUAAAGUUUUAAUUUUAGGUUCCCCAAUCUGAUGAGUGAAAAAGGCAUAUGACGAGUCUCUUUGGUGAUAUUCAUAAAGUACUAUGCCCGGAGGAGACACUGCAUGCAAAAACAGUAUGAAAGGGGUUUCGCUGACAGGAUGCAUGGGCUUCCAACAAUGCACCAGUGUUAUAACAUAACAUGGUUUAAAAUAGUUUGGUCGUAGGUGCAGCAAAUAGCAUCUCGCAGGGUAAAUGGACCCUGAAAUUUAUAUAAUGCAUUAAAUAUUGCCACACCUGCCAUUGGUAAGCUAUGCAACAAUUUGUGAUAAAGUAUUGGUUCAUCUGGCCAAAACGUCCUGAUGAUUUCACAUACUAUCUCUAUACCAGCUACUACGGUACGGUAAAAGAUGAAAGUGGGCUGGAAAUCUAAAUAUUAAUGUUUGGGUACAGAGAUUGGUACCCAUGGUCAUGGUUGUGCAGUGGUCUAAGUGGUGGUACCCAUGGUUAUGGUUGUACAGUGGUCUAAAUGGUGGUACCCAUGGUCAUGGUUGUGCAGUGGUCUAAAUGGUGGUACCCAUGGUCAUGGUUGUGCAGUGGUCUAAAUGGUGGUACCCAUGGUCAUGGUUGUGCAGUGGUCUAGAUGUUGGUACCCAUGCAAAACAUCAUUAGUAGCAAGUAUCACCAUUCCAGACAGACAGGAUAGCACAUACCACCAGUCUGUGUGCACAGGCUGGAACGAGAAGUAGCCCAACUAGGGGAGGGACAAUUUCCAUUAUGUCCUUUUUCUCAAGAUUUCCUUUAAAGAUGGAAGAUGUAUUUAUAUCAAUGGUGUACAAGUUACAGGUAAUAGCUUUAGCCACAAGAGGAGUGUCCAUGGGAUUUGUUUUGGUGGCAUAAACCCAACCAUAAAACAUUUUAUCAAGCUUAAAUUGUGGGGUUUUUUUGGUUUUUUUAAUUCAUAGUAUACUGUAUACCUAAUUUCAUCUCCUAGUUUUAUCCAUUAUUAUGUAUUGCGACAUUUAGAUUGUGUGUGUAUAUGACAAACACACACAAGACACUGGGUAUGAUGGGAUAUGAAAGCAUCAUGAACUUCCAUCAUCUAAACAUUUCAUUUUUAAUGUAAGUGUUUUAGCAACAAUAUAUAUCAAAUUUUAUGUACAGUAGUUUCUUUUAGAGGUCAGUAUAGAUAAUACAGCAGUGUUGCAUUGUUCAUGCAUAUACAGGUGUUGGACCAUGCUCAUCACUCUUUAAAUAACACUGCUAAAAAAAUUCCUGAAUAAAAUACUUUUCCUCG